CAAAAAGCACGGUCCAGAUUUGUGCGUGCUUUACGUCAUGCCAGGGGAUCUCUCUCCGUACCGCCUCACCACGACACGAACCGGGCCGGCGGCGAAGGGGGGGGGCGGACGCUUUUACCGACGCUUACCGAGCAGAAAAGCGCCGGAGUUACGUUUUAUAACCCCGUGCGUUUAAACCGACUUCGCGACGCGCGUUUCUGCCUCCGUGAGCCACCAGCGCCCGCGUUAUCACCGCUACACCACGGCUAGCUUUUACGCACGCCUUUUCGCAGCGCGUUCGUCCCGAGAGCGACGGGAUCAGCGGUCCGGCAGAGCGAGCGCUAAUCCCGGGACACGACGACGGCUCGGUUUGCGUCGCUGGCCGCAGCUUCGAGGGGCUUAAAUCAAUGCGACGGACGGAGAGGAGGAGGAGACCGAGAGGAACAAAGCCCACACCGAGUGCUAUGCCCCGCUCCGACGCUUGGCUCGGGCAGCAGUGAACCACCAUGGGGGCCCUCACGAGUCGGCAGAACAUGGGCGUCGAGGAGGUGGAUAUUCCGUCCAACUCGGUGUACAGAUACCCGCCGAAGUCCGGGAACUACUUUGCGAAUCACUUCAUCAUGGGCGGAGAGAAGUUCGACUCGACUCAUCCAGAGGGUUAUCUGUUCGGAGAAAACACUGACCUCAACUUCCUGGGCUCCAGACCCGUCGCUUUCCCAUACGCUGCUCCUCCGCCUCAUGAACCUGUGAAGACUCUGAGAAGUUUGAUCAACAUCAGGAAAGACACGCUCCGACUCGUACGCUGCAGUGAGGACCUAAAGUUGCCCGGCGACGAAGCGGCCAAUCAGAGUCGAGCUUGUUACAACGUGGAGUUUACGUUUGACUCGGACACUCAGGUCGCCAUCACCAUCUACUACCAGGCCACGGAGGAGUUCCACAACGGAGUGCCCGUGUACCUCCCUCAGGACGGUUCUCUUCAGUCGGAGACGGUUCACUUUAAGCGCGGCGUUUCUCAGCACUUCUGUUUACCGUCCCACUCGGUCAACCUGAGCGAGUGGAGCGACGACGAGUUGGUGUUUGACAUGGACAAAGAAGUUUUCCCGAUGGUGGUUCAGGCCGUGGUCGACGAAGGAGAAGAGCACAUGGGACACUCUCAUAUUCUGCUCGCCACGUUUGAAAAGCACAUGGACGGAAGUUACUGUGUGAAACCUCUCAAACAGAAACAAGUGGUGGAUGGAGUGAGUUAUCUUCUUCAGGAGAUUUACGGCAUCGAGAACAAAUACAACAGCCAAGAAUCAAAGGUGUCGGAGGAUGAGAUCAGUGACAACAGUGCAGAGUGUGUGGUUUGUUUGUCGGAUGUGCGUGACACUCUGAUCCUGCCGUGUCGUCACUUGUGUUUGUGUAACGCCUGCGCCGACACCCUGCGCUACCAGGCCAACUGCUGCCCCAUCUGCAGGCUGCCGUUCCGGGCGCUGCUUCAGAUCCGAGCCAUGAGGAAGAAGCUGAGUCCGGUCACUCCCACGAGCUUCAACGCCGUCAUCACGUCCCAGACGUCGGACUCAGAGGACACGUCGGCGUCGGAGCACAUUCCUCCGGGUUAUGAGGCGGUGUCUCUCCUCGAGGCUCUGAAUGGUCCGUUGUCGUCGUCGGUCGGAGCUCCGGGUCUGUGCGGGAGCAGCCAGGCCCCGGCCGCUCUGCCUCCCCACGGCGGUGAGCCUCAGCUGGGCACGGGCCGCUCCCACUCCCCCCCGGACCACAGCACCUCCAGCCACACCGGGAAACUCAAGAAGAGCGCCUCCAAGUCUCUUUCCCAGAAUUCCUCAGUGCUGCAGGAAGAAGACGAGAAGAGCUCAGAGUCCGAGAACGGAGCGCACAAGAUGGCCGCCAGUCAGAGAGAGAACGGAGCGACUCCAGACAGUGAGAACGUGACUCUGUCUUCAUCUGGAGCCAUCGACCAGUCGAGCUGCACCGGGACCCCGCUCUCCUCCACCAUCACCUCCCCCGAAGAGCCGGUGAGCUGCAGUCUGGCUCAGUCGGUCAUGUCCAUGGCGUCGUCUCACUCUCAGCACUCCCACAUCAGCACGGACACGCUCUCGUCCAUGUCCGGGUCGUACCUCGCCGCCCCGGACCCGGAGGCCGUGAUCGACGAGGGGGCGGAGGAGCUCCAGGACGCGCCCAUGGACAGCGAGCGCGGACCCUCGCAGCAGGAGGAGGAUUUUCCCGUUGAACCGGAUCAGAAUUAUUCUUUAGCGCUGGUCGAGGAGCAGGAUUCAGAGGGAAAUGAUGUGACAGAAGAAGACUGCUCCUCGAAUUCAAACGGCAAAGGUGGGCGGAGCCGCUGUGCAGAGCUGGCCAAUAACAAUCAGGGCUGUGACACGCCCUCUUUGGGAUUGGACAAUGAGCAAGCUCAAGCUGACGCGCGAUUCGCCGAUUUAUUGUAUCUUGGAGGCUACAGACCCGAGCCAACACACACCUCCAACUCCAAUCUGAACCUGGAAGAACCCGGACUGGACCAGAACCCGGACUACAGAGAGACCCAGAGUCCCAGACCAAGACCACGAGGACCUCUUUUCUUUUAGACCUGCCUGUAAUCCUGGUCCAAAUCCUAGUCUAGACCAGAUCAUCAAGAAAAAACAGGUGGACUUUUCUCGCCCAAUAAAACAAAACUGAUCCAAAACCUGGACUAGAGAGAGCCAGAUUUCUAGACCAAGACCUCCUUUAGACCAGUCCAUAAACCAGGUCCAAGUUCUAAUCAAGACCCAAUCCUCAAUCAAGACCAGGUGGACUUUUCUCGCUGUUUGGAACAUAAAUUAAUCCUAGACUGAUCCAAAACCAGGACUACAGAGAGUCUUGGUCCCAAAGUGCUAGACCAAGACCACCUGUCCAUAAUCACAGUCCCAAAUCCAAGUCAAAACCCGGUCAUCAAUCAGGACCAAUCUGACUUCUGAUCCUACUCAAAUGACAAUAAUCCAGACCAAAACCAAGACUUCAGAGAGACCCAGAGUUCUAGACCAAGACCAAAACGUGUCCAUAAUCCAAGAUGAAGUCCAAAUCAAGACACAAUCCUCCAUCUGGACUAAAUCAGGUCUAAAUCAAAAGACCAAGUCCAUGGAAUUCAACUAACACCCUCUUGGACCCCUCAUGGUCUAAAACUGUCCCAAAUUCUGGUCUGGACCAAAUGGAACUUAAAUAAUCAUUUCAAAAACCAGGUCUGCACUUUCCUCAUGGAACUAAACCAGGUCUCAAGCCCAAAACUAAGACCUCCUCUGGAAACUUCAUGGUCUUAAACUGUAUGUAAUUCUGGUCCAGUCCUAAUUCGUGGAUCUAAAAUCUCAAAACCAGGCCUGGACUCAACCAGGUCUCAAGUUCUAAAUAAACCACCCUUUGGACCCCACGUGGUCUAAAACUGUCCCAGAUUCUGGUCUGGACCAAAUGGAUCUUAAAUCAUUUCAAAAAACAGGUUUGACUUCCCACAUGGAACAGACCACAAGACCACCUCUGGAUCCUUCGUUGUCUACAACUGUCCGUAAUUCUGGUCCAGUCCUAAUUUAUGGAUCUAAAAUCUCAAAACCAGGUCUGGACUUUACUUCAGAAUGUAAGCCAGGUGUCAAGUCCCAAACAAGACUCCCCCUUGGACCCGUCAUGGUCUAAAACUGACCCAAGUCCUGGUCUGGUCCUAAUUUAUAGAUCUCAAAACCAGAUCCAUGAGUCCAUACCAUUCAACCGAGACCCUCUGCUGACCCCUCAUGGUCUAAAACUGUCCCAAAUUCUGGUCUGGUCCAAUUGUGUGGACCUAACAUCGUCUCUAAACCAGGGAUGCAACGAUAUUCGAUACAAUAUUGAAUCGUUUGAUACUCGAUACUCAGGAUUCGAUACUCGUCUUCGGUCGAUUCACACGUGCGUUGUCAUUUAUUUUAGUCCAAAAGAAAAACAGUUCUCGCAGCGUCCUCCUACAGCAGAAAUAUUCUAACAGAGGAGGGUUCGAUCUUUCACUCACUUUUUAUUUUACGUUCAUAGACCCAGAAAUGACAAAGAUAAUCACUUUUAAAUACUUUAGAAUCACUUUUGCAGGUCAGUGUGGGAGGAGCUUCGUACCGUCCGUCUCUGCUGGAGGGACACGGACAUGAGGCGUGUGAACCCAGAGAGAGACAGACUCAGGAGAAAAGAAACCAUCCAAAAAUCAUCAACAAAAAAGGAAAAGUCUGAUAGUUAAACUCCCCCAGCGUCUAAAUUAAGAGUCGACUGGCUGUAUUAUAAAAUAUAAAACAGCCUGAGAAAGAACUAUUCUUAUUUUCACUCAAUAAAAACACUGAGAAUCAUUGAACCAAAUGAACGAAAACAAAGGUCUUCAACGUUUUUCAGACCAGGGACCCCAGACUGAUGAGCUGGAGCAGGGACCCAUACAGUUGUGUUUUAUAUUAAAUUGGACCUAUUUUCAUGUAUAAACAAUUACUCUGUUAUUGUACGUUCGAUACUCGGGGAGUAUUUCAUCGAGGUUUAUCCUGAAAUCCUGAGCUGAAACUUGCUCCAUCUUCAGUUUGUAGAUAACGAUAAUCUUGUAACAUUCAAAUAAAACAAUAUUAAUAUUUACACGUUUUUGGUUCGCUGCGGGUGGAUCAUUUAAGUUAGGAUUUUUAUUUCCUACGAGGACGACUCAAAUAUACAUUGAGUACCGUAUUUUUCGGACUAUAAGGUGCACAAAAAAUGUGUCAUGAAGAUGAAAAAAAACAUAUAUAAGUCACACUUUCGGGGGGAAAUUUGUUUUAUAAAAUCAGAGAACAGGAAGCGACAUUUUCUGUUGUCAGUCAAGUUGUAGUAAAAACAAUAGAAGAGAGAACAACAGACUGUUAACGUCACAUAUGAACAGUUCUUCAGAUAAACUAUAACAUAAACAACAGAACAGAACAAGUUUAACAAACUCUCCAUCUCACU
Molecule: messenger RNA, 4911 nt
Organism: Boleophthalmus pectinirostris (great blue-spotted mudskipper)
Lineage: Eukaryota; Metazoa; Chordata; Actinopteri; Gobiiformes; Gobiidae
Gene: rnf157
Product: ring finger protein 157
Exons: 19
Coding region: 486-2558 (690 amino acids)
Biological process (GO): protein ubiquitination
Cellular component (GO): cytoplasm
Molecular function (GO): ubiquitin protein ligase activity
Source: RefSeq, a predicted model, not a curated record